ACAUACAGUGAUGUCUCUUGUCCAUCGUGCCCCAUCAUCACCUAACCAACACAAAACCCAAUUGCCAGCCAACCCCCAACACCACUCUUCAGCCUCAAGCCAACCAAGAACCCGAGGCGAGGCCCCAUAUAUUGUCACCUACAACAAAGCCCCCCGUCAAUUGCGUACGUGCUAGCUUCGCCCCCACAGAGCCUCGCUUGCGCUUUGGUCACUGAGAAAGCAGAGUGCUCUGCGAAGUUAACUCUGCUACACGAUGAGCUCGGGCAAGCAGGAAGGCGGGACUAGGAUGCCGCUGAGCUCGAAGGCCAUGUCGUUCAAAGAUCAGUCCGGGGGCGCCGUGGCCAACAACGGCUCCUUCAGGGUGUACUACAGCCUCGGCGCCGCCGGGGCCGUGCCGUUCGUCUGGGAGACCAAGCCCGGCACGCCCAAGAGCACCGUUGUCCCGGCCGCCCGUGCCGCCGGCUACGAUAAGCCGCCGAUGACGACGAUGAUCUCGCCGCCGCCGUCGUACCAGUCCAGAGCAAGGAAGGGGUGUGCUACUACCACGAGGAGGGCGGCCGGGACGUCUUCCUCGUAUUGGCCUUCAAGGUGGCUGCCGGGGUGGAUGGCGAGAUGGCUCGGCGUCAGGAGCCGGCUGUGGCCGUCGUCCAUGGCCGACGGAGACCGCUGGCUCGCGCCGGUCGACAGCGGCGAGGAUGAAGAUGUCCACGGGCGAAGGCCGCGUCGGCGUGCGGUGCUCAUGUGCUUCUGAGUUCUGAGUCGAGUCGAGCCGAGCCGCCAUGGAACGGUGGCCUUUGCUGCACCUUGCGUCCAUGGUCGAUAAUCGGUCGAUUAGCGUGUAUAGUAAAGUAAGUACUACAGUAUGGUAUUUGAGCUGGACGUUGAUUUACCAAGUAUUAGGUUGGCUUUGUUUCUUCCCACCCCUCCCUCUGGUGAUAGAUUUGUUGCAGUGUUUGGCUGUUUGCAGGACGAAAUAUUUCAUGAUUGGGGUACCCAUGAUUGUGACUAGGCUUAAUUGUGUUGUGACUGCCUGAGUGUGGUAUAUGAGCUUUUUCCUGCA
This is a messenger RNA of Brachypodium distachyon (stiff brome), 1060 nucleotides long. RefSeq lists its product as uncharacterized. The record is from RefSeq and is a predicted model, not a curated record. The transcript has a single exon. Lineage: Eukaryota; Viridiplantae; Streptophyta; Magnoliopsida; Poales; Poaceae. Bases 254 to 751 code for a protein of 165 amino acids.